AUGAUGACGUGCCGUCUGCUGUGCGCCCUGUUGGUGCUCGCCAUGUGCUGCUGCCUCUCCGUGUGCGUGGCAGAGGGGGAAGAUAAAACGGAACAAAAAACCGUUCCAAAGGUUGUCGGGAAAGAGGGAACAGGUCAGGAAACGGAUCCGCUUCUUACAACUCCUCAGCCACAGACAAGAGAGGAGGGGGAAAGGAAGGAGAAACAGAAACCAGAUACGCCGACUCAUACGUCACAGGAAACGGCUACAGUAACCGGAACGGCACAGUCAGAAAGUAAUUCCAAUAAGGUACAGGAACAGGAAGGGAAAUCCGCUAAGGAAGAAGAAAAUAAGAAAGGUGAAGAUACUUCCGAGACAACAGCGACAACUACAACAAAGGCACCGACCACGACGACCACUACUACGACCACCACUGCGCCAGAGGCACCAAGUACCACGAAUACAAAGGCGCCAACUACGACGACCACUCGCACACCGUCACGUCUGCGUGAAAUCGACGGCAGCCUCAGCAGCUCUGCGUGGGUGUGUGCCCCGCUGCUGCUCGCCGCAUCCGCGCUGGCGUACACCACUCUGGGCUGA
Trypanosoma cruzi is the source of this 579-nucleotide messenger RNA. RefSeq names its product mucin TcMUCII, putative. Lineage: Eukaryota; Euglenozoa; Kinetoplastea; Trypanosomatida; Trypanosomatidae. The coding region runs from base 1 to 579 and encodes 192 amino acids. The record is from RefSeq and is a predicted model, not a curated record. The transcript has a single exon.